Baudoinia panamericana UAMH 10762 is the source of this 1056-nucleotide messenger RNA. RefSeq lists its product as uncharacterized. Gene Ontology annotation, molecular function: oxidoreductase activity. The transcript is spliced from 2 exons. NCBI's taxonomy places the organism in Eukaryota, Fungi, Ascomycota, Dothideomycetes, Mycosphaerellales, Teratosphaeriaceae. The coding region runs from base 1 to 1056 and encodes 351 amino acids. The record is from RefSeq and is a predicted model, not a curated record.
AUGCCGCUUCUCACAGGCACCGGGAAACCGAGGGUCAUCCUCGGCACAAUGACCUUCGGCCCCGACCCAGCGGCAGGCGCGCGCAUAACCGACAUCUCCGCCUAUAAUAGCAUUCUCGACAGCUUCCAAGCAUCCGGGUACAACGAGAUCGACACCGCCCGCGUCUACGUCGGCGGCGCGCAGGAAGCCUUCACCCGCGAGGCCAAAUGGAAGGAGCGCGGACUGACCUGCGCAACGAAAUGGUAUCCCAACGAGCCGCACGCCCACUCCGCCGAGAAGAUCGAGGAGGUGCUCGAGAAGAGCUUGAGCGAGCUCGGGACGGAUUGCGUGGAUAUCUUUUACCUCCACGCAGCGGACAGGACGUUACCAUUUGACGUACCAUUGCGGAAACUGGACGAGUUACACAAGAAGGGCAAAUUUGUGCAGCUUGGUCUCAGCAAUUUCGCCGCCUUCGAGGUGGCGGAGGUGGUGAUGCUGUGCAAGAUGCACAACUGGGUGCGCCCGACGAUCUGGCAGGGGAUGUAUAAUGCCAUUACCCGCUCCAUCGAGCCCGAGCUUAUUCCCGCGUGUCGGAGGUAUGGACUUGAUAUCGUGGUGUACAAUCCUAUUGCGGGUGGGCUGUUCAGUGGGAAGUACAGUUCUAAAGACCUGACGGAGACGCCGAAGGAGGGGAGGUACUCCGAUACCAGCGCGAGACAGGGGAUGAUGUACCGGAAACGGUAUUUUAAGGAUGCCACGUUUGCGGCGCUGGAGAUUAUUCAGCCGGUGGUGGAGAAGAAUGGGUUGACGAUGCUGGAGACGGCGUUUAGAUGGCUGACGCAUCAUAGUCAGUUGAACAUUAAGGAUGGUGGGAAUGAUGGGGUUAUCAUUGGCGUGUCGAGUCAGCAGCAGUUGGAGCAGAAUUUGAAGGAUCUGGAGAAGGGACCGUUGCCGGAGGAGGUGUUAAAGGCUUUGGACGAGGCGUGGUUGGUUGCGAAGCCAACGACGGCGAAUUAUUGGCAUGGCGAGAUUGAUUAUAAGUAUGAUACGCGCGAGGCGCUAGAGUUGAAUAAAUGA